This is a messenger RNA of Pochonia chlamydosporia 170, 4443 nucleotides long. Its product is annotated as MYB and HSA domain-containing protein. Lineage: Eukaryota; Fungi; Ascomycota; Sordariomycetes; Hypocreales; Clavicipitaceae. The transcript is spliced from 3 exons. Bases 1 to 4443 code for a protein of 1480 amino acids. The record is from RefSeq and is a predicted model, not a curated record.
AUGACUGAGGUCGGGCACGCCGACUUAUCGAGGCUGCUUAAAUCAAAGCGCAACGAGUGCAAUGCAAUCGUAACGUCGAGAAAGAGGAAGCUGCGCGAGCUCUUCGCGGUCGCGACCCAAAUCGACACUUUACCGAACGAUGCCUUUGUCAAUCCCGACGCGCCAGCGGCGACACCAGCCGAAUGGCAAUUCUUGCAAGCAAACGACAUCUUGCAAGGCAAGCCGCUGAACGAACUUCACAUUCCUGCGAGGCAACAGCAGUCGCUGGAUAAAUUGAAACGAUCGCUGGCUUUACAGAUUAGCGUCCCGACGAAUGUACCCUCCUCGAAGCCCACGCCUGUUCCCGUUCCUAUACCUCCCUCGGCCAUCAAGAAGGAACCUGCAGCUGUGCCUGCACAACAGCCAUCCGAUGUAUCUGCAUCCAAGUCUGGUGAUGCUCUGGCCAACGGCCGACCGACCUUAACACCAGCCAGUUCAGCACAAGGAACGCCGACCCUGAAAGCGCAGAAGCCAUCACGAAGCCCAGCAUCUCCCUUGAAGGCAACGCCCUCUAAAUCAGUAUCUCCCGUGGCUGCUGAGCCCCCAACCAACAUCAAACCAAUGCCGAAUGGCGUCUCGGCCACUGAUAAUGCAGGACAACGGCAGACCCAUGUCACAUUUCCGCCAGGGACAAAGGAGGCAUCCGUCGCUUCUGCCAAGCAAGGCGACACAGUUCCAGAUCCGGCUUCGCUAAGCACCAAUCCGACGAAACCAACAACCGCCAACUCGCUCAAAGACACCUCUACAGGCGUGCCACUCACCGUCAAGUUCCCUUCUGAUGCUGUGAAGGCCGCUGAGGCUAUGUCAUCACCAGCAUCGACUACUCACACCGCGACGACUCCGGCAGUACACGAUGUAUCUACAGAUACCAGCCCGGACAAUGAGGCUCCUCGAUUUGUUGACGCUGCACGACAACAGGAUAAACCGGAUGUCAACAACGUCAACCAGCAACCGAAAGUUGCAGAAAGCCAGGAUCAAGGCUCUGGUGCUGAAGACCAACUUUUGCAGGAAUCUGCUCGAUCCGCCACGACAUCAGCUACGCCGCAAGCCGCCGAGGAGGCUACGAAAUCAGCAAGUCACAGCGUUCCGAAGCCAGAGAUCCAGACCGAUGAGCCAACGAGACCAAAUGUUGCUGAAGUUCCGGACAGCGAGGGCAAUACCCCAGACCAGAUGGACAUUGAUGCUCCCGAACCGGCUGUUCAACCGCAGACGAACAAGGCAUUGGCUUCUCGGGAUGCUAAUCUACCGACAAAUAAUAGCGCAUCCCCAGCUCCUGCUACUGCUGUCAAGAAGGAACAGGUUGCGCAUCCUCCAGCACCGGAAAGAGCUGUCACUCGUGUGUCAUCUGGUGCGAUGCGACUUAAAUCCGUCACCGAAAUCGUCGGGGGUGGCUCAAUCUCCCGUCCUUCUACUGUCCUAGAUCGAGAUGCGACAAAAGGAUCACACGAUCAACUCACACCUGUCACCUCCACUCCUCAAUCUCCUGCAUCCAAGAUAAGAAACGGACACAAACGAGACCGAUCCAAGGGCCAGGUUUCAACAGUUUUGUUUGGUAAGCAGCCCAAGCGGGUCGAUGAGAAAUCCAUCGUAUCAGGGUAUAAGGACGCUAUGCAACCAACAGACGAUUACUACACUCCACUCUUUGUACAAAACUUCACCGGUGCUUCGAACUGGAUGCAGCCUAUUGAAAAAAUAUUGUUCCAGGCAAACAAGACCAUCGCCACUCCAGAUGCCAACCUGGUUAUUCAAGAUCACCAGGCAUGUAGGGUGCUCAGGCGGGUGUACCAUUUGCAACAACACGAUAAGUGGUCCAUGCGACAGCUGAAGCGAUGCCCGGAGCCGACAAGACCCCCAACCCAGUGGGACACAUUACUGAAGGAGAUGAAAUGGAUGCGGACCGAUUUCCGUGAAGAACGUAAAUGGAAGAUGGCGGUUGCACGAAACCUGGCCUAUGCCUGUGCAGAAUGGCAUGAAGCAACCCUCGACGAGCGAAAGCAGAUGCAGGUUCCUGCCACGAUUCCUCCGAAAGCCGAAGCAGCUGAAGCUGAUGUCGCAAUGGCCGAUGCGGAUGGAGACAGCGCCGACAAUCAGCCGACUCCAGAUCUCGUAUCAUCUGGAGAUGUAGACUCACCGCUACCAGUGGACGAACUUUCCGACGACUUUGUGGAGACUGUACCUCCAUCAGCAAUCUUUACUCUACAGGAAGACGAUGUUGUCUUUGGACUGCGACGCACGACUGCUUCAGAUGCCUUGCUGGAUGAACUUCCGAUGUAUGGGUCGCCCCUGAAAGUGCUCAACGCGGAUGUCACGAAUCCCGAGUAUGAUCCCGAUGCCCAUUGGCGGCGCCCUGCUCUGCCCUUGAGCAAGUACGUUGAGGGGAACAUGAAGCUUGUGACUCAUACACCUCCACGGAAACGCAGCAGGUUCAACUACGAGAAUGAGGAGUCAGAUGACGAGCGUGAAGGUGCAUUUGUAGCCGAUCUAGCCGUCCACAAUGUUGUGCUUCCAGCUUCAACGGAUGAAGUGGCACUAUUUCACCCAGAUUCAAAGCACAUCCGAGAUAGGCUACAUGCUGGCCAUCAGUUCCGACCACCCUCUGAACAUCCAAUGCCUGUGCAGAGCUUCUACGAGUGCCGCGGUCCCUCACAAUGGACGUUGGUGGAGGAUGACGAGCUCCGAGGUCUUGUUCGAGAGUAUUCCUACAACUGGUCGUUGAUAUCGAAUAUGCUUUCGACCAAAUCCAGGUUUCAGUCAGGAGCUGAGAGACGAACACCUUGGGAAUGCUUUGAGCGAUGGAUCAAUCUUGAGGGCCUCCCAGCAGACAUGCAAAAGACUCAGUAUUUUAAGGCAUAUAACAGCAGGAUCGAAGCAGCACAGCGAGUCAUUGCUCAACAAAACCAAAUAGCUGCGCAACAGGCCAGCGCUUCUGGCAGCGCCGUGACCCCAGUGCGCAGGAGACCUUCGGUGCCACUGCGAGUCGAGAGACGCCGGAACCAGAAGCACUUGACUCUUAUUGAUGCAAUGAGAAAACUCGCCAAAAAGAGAGAGACGACCAUUCAAAAACAGCAACACUCAGCAUCGCAGAACUCAGCCAACAAAAAGACGAACGACACCAUUGCACAACGUCAAAAGAAGACACCACGCGACUACAGCAUCCUGCGGUGGGAACGCGACCAGGCUCUGGCAGAGAAGAUGGCGCAAUUUGCGCAGCGACAAGAGGCUCAGCGACGAGCUGCUUUGCAAGCCAGGGCUCAGGGUCAGGUGGCGCAAGCAGCCGGAGCAGCCGGCGCUGGUGCUCAGGGGCAAAAUGGAAACCAUCUUCCGAGCAGCAAUGUCGCAGCGGCUGGUGCUCGUCCAGCUAUCCCAAGUCAACUGGCUGCCGCCGCGGCCGCCGCAGCUCAACGGCCUCGAAUGCCUAUGCAAGCUCCAGUCAAUGGGGUGGGAGUUGCUGGCGUCCAAGCUCAGAUGAAUGGUGGACUUUCAGCUCCGAACCAAAUGACUGCCAUCCAGCAAGCCCAGUUGCAAGCUGCCCUGCAAGGACAGCAAAGAAUGCCUAUGCCUAACCAGCAACCAGACGCCAACUUGAUGCUACGUGCUCAACGUAUAUCAGAGCAGCAACGAGUCCAGAUCCAGCAGGCUCAGCAGCAGCAGCAACAUCACCCACAGCAACAACAACAACAACAACAAGUCCAACAGCAUCAACAGCAGCCCCAACCGCAGCAACAACAGCAGCAGCAUCAACCUCAACAACAGGUCAACGGGACGACAGUUGGUACGCCUGGCCAGCACAGCUCGCCUCCCUUGCGUAAUGGCAUCAAUGGAAUCAACCAGCAGAACUUCAUGACCACGGCGCAAGCCAUGAUGGCUCAAUACAGCGCAGCCGCCAAUGCCAACGGGCACACGUCACCACCAACAAACGGUUUACAUAUGCCUGCCUCUGUCAAUGCUAGUUCACCAGGCCAACGAGUUCAUCCGCAACUUCCCGCUGGUAUCGCAGCUCAGCUUGCUCAACUGGAAGCCCAGUUCAAGGCUAAGAACCCAAAUCUUACACCGGAGCAAGCACGUCAAGUGGCAACAGAACAUCUUACCAGGGCUAUGAUGGCACAGCGCCAAUCUGCGAUGAAUGCUGCUGCUGGUGGAACUGGACAGCCGGGCCUCGCCAACAGCAUUGCGGCAACAACCAGUCCUCACCAAUACGCAGCUCUGCUUCGACAACAGCAACAGCAGGCGGCCCUCCAGGCUCAGCAACAAGCAAAGGCCCAGCAAGUCCAGCAAGCUCAACAACAACAAGCUCAACAGCGCGCAGCAAGCCAAGCCUCUCCUACACCUGGUCCGACUGCAAGCCCGGCACAGUCUCAUCAACGCCAAUCCAGCGGCAGCGCCACGCCUUCAGCCGGCCAAUAA